AUGCGACUCCAAAGAGAACAGUUGGCUGUAAUGAAUUUUCUAGGAGGUCUUGCUCCGGCCUAUGAUACUGUUAGAUCUCAGAUUCUUGGAGGAGAGACUAUUGCGUCACUUAGGGAUACAUAUGCUCGAGUUCUUCGAGCAUCCCGUGGUUCUUCUCAGAGCACCACAGCUGUGGUUGAUAAUUCAGCUCUUAUUUCUCAAUAUCGAACUGGUGGAGGUAAGGGGGACGAAGGAAAUCGUGGAGGGUAUAAUGGUCGUGGUGGCCGUGGUGGUCGAAGUACAGGAAUAGGAAGAGGCCAAGGACAAAGGCAGCUUUAUGGAUCGUCCCAAACUACUACUGAGAGCUCAGGGACUAUUCGAACUUGUCAUUAUUGUGGAAAACCUGGCCAUAUUCAGAAAUUUUGCUACAAGUUACAUGGUAGACUAGGACAGCAACAACAGUUUGAAAAUGCUACAUCUGGCACUGACUCUUUGUCCCUACCACAGCCUUCACAAGGCAAUGUAGUGGUUAUGUCUGAUGAGGAAUUUGCACGGUACAACCAGUCUCAGAUUUCACUACCUACUUCGUCUUCCACUACUACUCUAGUCCAGACAGGAUCUGGCUACGAAGAGGAUGAUUGGUAA
Syzygium oleosum is the source of this 624-nucleotide messenger RNA. RefSeq lists its product as uncharacterized. The record is from RefSeq and is a predicted model, not a curated record. Bases 1 to 624 code for a protein of 207 amino acids. Lineage: Eukaryota; Viridiplantae; Streptophyta; Magnoliopsida; Myrtales; Myrtaceae. Gene Ontology annotation, molecular function: nucleic acid binding; zinc ion binding. The transcript is spliced from 2 exons.